Styela clava is the source of this 3036-nucleotide messenger RNA. NCBI's taxonomy places the organism in Eukaryota, Metazoa, Chordata, Ascidiacea, Stolidobranchia, Styelidae. The record is from RefSeq and is a predicted model, not a curated record.
UCAAAUCAACUUGUUCAGAUUUUCUCUGAUAGCAAUGAUCGAAAUACUAAAAUAUCACUUUACUCUCUGUUUUAUACUAUCUGAAGUUUUUUUAUAUGUAACUCUUUUUCAUAAUAUCUAUAUGAAUGAGCAGUAGAGGCGUUUUCGAAAUUAAUUCCAAGUGGACUCCAAAUGCUGUUAAAGUAGUUUAGACUUCCGACAAAGAUCAACAACUGACAAACAUGGCAGCUCCUGGCAACACUGCCAUGAGCGGCCACACAUUAGAUAAAGUAACCAAAGCAAAAGUUACAAUCGAAACUUUUUAUUCCAAUUUAAUGAAUCAACAACUUGAACGAGAGGAAAGGAUGAGUUUACUGGAAAAGACCAUGAACAAUGAAGAAUUACCAACUGAUGAGAGAGAUCGUCGUCGUGAACAACAUGCUCUGAAGGAGACAGAGUUUUUGAGACUCAAACGCACGCGACUUGGUUUGGGUGAUUUUGAAAUGCUGAAAGUCAUUGGACGAGGUGCAUUUGGAGAGGUUCACUUGGUCCAAAAAAAAGACACUGGACAUAUUUAUGCAAUGAAAAUGCUGCGAAAAAAAGACAUGAUGGAUAAAGAACAAGUUGCACAUGUUCGAGCUGAACGUGAUAUUCUAGUUCAGGCAGAAAAUCCGUUCGUGAAAAUGUUUUACUCAUUUCAAGAUACAUAUAACCUGUAUUUAAUCAUGGAAUUUCUUCCUGGAGGUGACAUGAUGACCCUUCUCAUGAAGUAUGACACUUUAACAGAGGAACAAACACAAUUCUAUGUGGCAGAAGCAAUUCUCGCAAUUGAUUCAAUACAUCAAUUAGAUUUUAUUCACAGAGACAUUAAACCGGAUAACCUUUUACUUGACGAUAGAGGACAUGUCAAAUUAUCAGACUUUGGUCUUUGCACAGGAUUGAAAAAAGCCCACAGCACUGAUUACUACAGGGAUUUGUCAAGAGCAGAACCCAGAGACUUUGCAUCAAAGCCUCUUAGUUUGCACGAUUCACGAAGAAAAGCUGAAACGUGGAAAAGUAAACGACGUCAACUCGCUUAUUCUACUGUCGGUACACCAGACUAUAUUGCUCCCGAAGUAUUUCAUCAAGCCGGAUACACGAAAACUUGUGACUGGUGGUCAUUAGGCGUUAUUAUGUAUGAGUGCCUUAUAGGAUAUCCUCCAUUUUGUUCUGAAAGUCCUCAAGAAACAUAUCACAAAGUUAUGCACUGGCAAACUCAUCUUGUAUUUCCACCUGAACUUCCAAUAUCUGAUAUCGCUCGUGAUUUGAUUUUAUCUCUCUGUGCUGAGGCUGACAGACGUCUUGGUAUUGAUGGAGUUCAAACAAUAAGGAAUCACAAAUUUUUCAGGGGUGUUGACUGGGAGCAUAUACGCGAUAGACCAGCUGCUAUUCCUGUACAAGUUAAAAGUCUCACAGAUACUUCUAAUUUUGAUGAAUUUCCAGAUUCUGAUAUUAAACCAGAACAACUACAACAACAAGGUAAAGAAAUGGACGAAUCUAAAGACUGGGUUUUCAUCAAUUACACAUAUAAAAGGUUUGAAGGUCUGACACAACGCGGACUAUUACCUAAUCGAUAAAACUGUUUUAGCAUUUUUAUACUCCUUCAUAAUAUUCUGCAUUUUAGUUCUAUUAUUCAUCUAAAUUUUCCUUUCCCAUAAAUCAUUAACUGAAGAAGAAAUUUUCUCUGGACCGAAUACUGAACUGAAAAUCAGAAGCUCAAACUGUCUUUUUGUUGGAAAACUCCAGGGGGGUGAAAAGUCUAUAUAUCCCAGUCCUAUACAUUAGAGAUUAUAUGAACAUAUUAUUGAAUUGUAUGGGUGGAUACCGUCUACAGACGAUAUUUGUUGAGGUGUAAUCCCUAACACCCCUUGAUAAGUUCAUUUUUUAAGUUCCAGGAAUUUCAAUAUGCUCUUAUAACACGAAUACAACAUCUUUUGGCAUUUAUGUCGCUAUCAAAAUCAUUGUCUGAAAAUUUUCUUAUAUUAACUGUGGAAUGAUGAUUUUGAAAUAUUUCACUCCACUUUUUUCAAUCUGAAGUUUCAGUAAUAACGGCUUGCAAAAUUGCCCAUGUUGCAGAUACAAAUGUAUUGGUUCAUUUGUAAAAUAAACGGUACUGUGGUUCAUGCUAUCUAGGUUUUCGACAUUUCUGUGGUGUUUUCAUGAAUGUGAAUCUCUUGAAUGUGCUUUCUUCGAGUAUCCUGCACGGGAAUUGCACUCGAUACUUUGAUGUUUUGUAUAUUGUAGCAUUCCACUGUCUGUGUGUGGUCGUAGUAGACGUAAGUUACUUUGACAUGUUAUUGUUUCACCUUUGUUUGCAUCAAACACUCAAAAACCCACACAUGAUAAUCAGCCUGAUUCAUAUUUUAACUCAUGCUCGAAAGUUUUUAAUUAAGAUAUAUCAGAAAUACAAUUUUGGAAGACACUUAUUAACCAAAGUGUGGUCAUGUGCUUUGAUUCUGAGGAUUUAGUCAUCCAAAGAUCAUGCUGUCCUAUGAUUUAUCACUGCCGUACAUGGUAGUUUUAGGAUUCUCUGUUUAAAAUUUAUUUUUGAGUGCAGGUAUGUUACAGAUAAAUCGAAUCUACUAAAUAUCUUCGAAAUCUUUUCGUGUAGGGUUUUAUUUUUAUUAAAAGCAUUUAUACUGCCACAUACACUGCUAAAACAUGUUAUGCAAUGUUGAUGGUAUAUUAACCAGCUACCCUCAGCUAGUCAUUUCACAUAAAAUAGUUAAUGAAUUGAGAAAGCACUGGGAAUUAUGCACUUCAUUUGUGACCAAUCAGAACAUCAAUUGUUUAUGAUUAAAAAAACAGCUAAUGACCAGUGUCAGGAUAUGAGAAAUAUAAGUUUUAUAUACCAUGCACUGCGAAAUGGUGUUUUGUUAGGAGCUGUGCUAUCUUAUUUUUUCUUUAUAAGGACAAUCUAUAUAUCAUUAUUUAGUUUCUAAAUCAAAUACCGAUUCAUUGUAGUUAUCUUAUACUUUUGGUAUUGUGAAUAAAAUUAGCACUUCAAUGUUUGCUGUA